AGCCUCAUUUGUCAAAAAUUCCAACCAAUUUAACCUCAAUCUCGCACUAACACAACUACACAAUGAUUAGUCCAUUGAGUUCUUUGUGACUGGUCUCACGAACACUAAUGAAGUUUCCUGGUUGAAAACAAUCCCAUUUAAUUUUGCCGUCUUUGUUUAUUAUUUUCCACCAGCUUGUGAUGUAGUAUUUGUGACAUGUGGCGUGUACGUACAUGAGCCGUAGAAAAGCCUAUUGCGUCACUUUCGACCUUCGACAAUUUUCACUGGAUCCACAGAAUUUCAAACGCUUCCUCGCUCCAAAACCUGUCGGCAAAACGAGCAGGUGGAACAAGACAGCGUACACAUACACAGUGUAAUGGGUUUCGGAGUAAGGUUGAUGAAUUGAAAACACGCAAGCUAACGUUACAGUAAUUUAAUCACAGGUAAUACUGCAAUGUAUUAACGCGGUAAACAUACUAUUUAGAUUGUUGUUGAUGUAGAAAUAAACUUCGAGGGGUCGUGCGAUGCACUAAGCAUUUCUAUAAGCUGGGGGUAGGUGGAUGCACAACACACAGUAAUCGACUUCAACACAGUAAAAAGCUUCUGGGUACUGGAUUUCUUCCGAUAUUUUAAUGAUUUGACAUGGAUUGAAUAGCCCCGAUUUAUCAAACUAUGGAUUGCAAAACGUUCAAUAAUUGACCACCUCCAGUUUAACAAAAAACGGUACACAACAAUCCUUUACACGUUUUCAUCUAUCCUCAUUUUCUAACAUGUCUAUUCUUUCUGUACUCAACUGUUUCGUCUUUCUAGUCAAAGUUUUGUUUUCUUCUUUAUCUGUUCCGGUCUAAAUUCUUGUUUAGUUUUAGUUCCAGCGGUGUCCACAUGUAGAUAAAUACUCACGGCCAUUUCUAGUCGCAUGUUUGCUACAUCCAGCUCUCCCUCUUCUUCUUUUCUUUCAUCCCGCCUUUUCCGAACCAAAUAAAAAAUAAACCAGAUGAGGACGACGCCGAGAAGGACGGUGGAGUGUCGGUAGCCAGCGCCAGUCCACUGCCGGCACCGGAAAUCACCGAACAGAUCAUAAAAUCUCCUCCGGAACCAACGCGAGUCAAGUCGCCGGAGCAGAUCAUUAUGCGCUCGCCGGAUCCAGUCAACUGGACCGUUCCGCUGGACACCGGAAAAACGUUCACUGUCACCCAGAACGUGAGAGAAGGUGAGUCCGCGACAGCGCUCAACCUUUUGUGUCCAGGUGAUCCUAUGAUUCGACCUCAUAGCGAAAUCAAAGCUUCUACCCCAGUGGAUCAUCCACCACCAGCGCCACAAUCAGCACCGCCAGAGCUUGCAGAACAAUCCAAAAUGCCUAAUAGUAAACUAGAUCCCAACUCCAUCAAAGAAUCCGAGGAUGAGGAUGAAGAUGUGUUGAAAUCGAAAUCGUCCGCCACAUCAUCGGCGAAUCCUGUGUCGGUAGCCCAACCGAUGGCUAAAACUUCGGUCAUUCCGGUUACCCAGGUAGAUCCUGUCCCAGCUCCAGCAGCAGCAGCACAAAACACUUCGGAACCACGGUAUGACAAACCGGUUCCCGGUUCGACGCUCCGAUGUCUGGAUGAUCCGGCCUUCGAAUCCGACAUCAACUCGCCAGUAGGGAGCCGAAAUGUGACGUCCGAUGUGCUGGACAAGGCACGUGACCGGUUCGAUCGCUUCUGGGGUAAUCCGGACGGGGAUAAACCGGACGAGUCCUAAAGAGCAGUAGGUACUAAGAGCUUGUUUUAACUGACUAGGAUAUUUUCGCUGCAUCAUUUGGCAUUGUAAGCUAGCCAAAACCAAACAUCUAAAGUAACAUUUCAGACGGUUUUCAAAUGUGCUUGCACGGGUUGCAUGCCGGAAACCCGUACUAGUGGUUACUUUCAGUGAUUGCUUUAAUAAUUUGAUAUCUACUCUACAUAAAAUUGCGACAGCAAAAAAAAUUAUUAACAAAUCACAGGCACUGUUUAUCACAUCGUCGUGACAGGGUAGACUUAGGAUGUUAAACUAUACUAAACCAGUUCAUUGCAUAGUUUUCGCCAACUGAGCGGGCCCCGACUACAGGGAAAUGGGGAUCGAGCAAUUCCAUAUAUUUCACUUUUCAGUCUUGUUAUCUAAUAUUUAGACGCAACGGAACAAGGAACACGGUUUUGACAGACAGGCGGCUAGAUAGCGCAGCACUCGAACGGCAAAGAAGUAAUAAAUAAUAAUAAUAAUAAUAAUAAUAAUAAUAAUAGGAGAAGGAAAAACAUACACAUCCACCAGUUUCUUCACGGCCUCAUGAAAUCGCUGAACAAGUUAGGCUAAUUGAGUCUAACCUAAGCUGGACACAUUUAGGAUUAUAAUAGACAUGGAAAAAUUAUCAUUUUAGUUAUAGUAAUUUAUAGGUACUACGAGCUUGGUAGUGCGCUCUCAGGGAAUACAUUGUUCUCGGUCUUAAGUUGAUUUGCACUUUGGGGACUCAGAAUAAAGCGUACAUUUGUUUGGAAGCACUGAAGCAGUGAAGAGCCGAAUGAUUGUUGGAAGCGUCAAAUGUUCUUGAUAUACAGGGUUGGAUAUCACACACUCUACCAGAAUAGUAAAAACACCUCAAUUGUUCGAUACCUUCAAUACACCUGAAUUAUUCGCAUUGGCCUUUGUUAUUAUACCCAUUUAUCUUAUUCGUUAAUUAGAUACAGCUUCGACGCUCAGAAUAUAAAAUUCACCUGUUUGAACGUUCGUCACCAGCCAUGUGGUCUGCCAUACUUUACACUCAGACAACGUACAGAACCUAUGAAAAUCAGAUUGCAGCAACCUGCGAGCAACUAAUCCUUUUUGAACAGUGCAAAAUCUGUUCAAGACAGCUUUUUCGUAUUUUAAGCAAUUAUGUUUAUUGUAAACAGGUUACUCCUGAGAUUCAUGUAGUCCGCUUGUCGUUUUCGUCAACACUUUGUUCACAGCUGCUGUCUUGGAGAUUGUUAAUUGUUUUCAUUACUGUCCUCGGUUUGCGAAUCCGGUAACCAGCUUCCGUGUUUCCUGUCAUCUCGUUGGUGGCGUUGGCUGUUGCCACAAGAGCGCUGGACGUAGUCAGCAUUUUGUUUAGCGGCUGUUACCACUUUGACAACAGUUUGUGAUUUAUCUUAAUAUGCUGCAGUCUCUGAAUUUGUUUUUUUUUGCAUUCUGUGGCUUUGACCAGCACUCUGCCACGCAGGGUUUUCCACAGUGUAUAUUAAUUACAGAACUGACACGUGGGAGACUGAUUGUCAUUGGCACAUAGAGUAUAAUGAGAAUACGCUGAGGUAGGUUGCAAGGCCAUUAGGAAGUAAUUCAAAUGCAUUCGCACCACUCGAGUCCUGUUUAGAAUGCCUAGAAUGCCGUUUAAUGAAGUCUUAAUUAGUGGUGUAUCCGGAAUAUCUUACCUAAACACGGGAAUCUUGAAUCUAACACUGAUAUACUUAACAAUAAUGUUUCAUGUUGCUACGUGAAACAAAGGGUUCAUGUUUGUCUUCAAAUCCUAUCAAUACAGCAUUUCUAAUAAGAUUGAACUGAAUUAUAUGAAAUUUACACGCAUUGAAUUCCUCAGCAAAAGCUCCAAUUUACGAAUAGGGUCUGGUUAUGACGCCCCUAAUGUUCAAAUUCUUCUUGCGAAUUAUUAAUCCUCAACCCUCAUACAUAAUUCAAAAAUCAUCAUUCACUCAGACAAGACCAUGUGUAUUUCCCACUCGCAUUAAAUACCUAGUGGAUUAGAUUUCUAGUUGGUCAAAUAAACACUAAACAAACAAAUUAGUUUACUCAGUCUAAAGAAAUGUCAGCUUGAUUGGCAUCAACCGGCGGAGACGUGUUCCCUUACAAUGUCAUCAAAUCAAUGAACAUUUAGAAUUGCAUACGACAAAAUAUGUGCAAUAUGAGAAACAAUGUCAUUGCUUCACAAACUUGCUUAUCUGGUCAUGCCUUAAUUCGUAGCGUCGAAAAAAUCUUAACCAAGCUUACCAGUAUCGAAACUUUUUUCAGUUGUAUGCGUCCUAGUAGUUUCCGUCGCCUCUGCAUGAUGAAUCGGUUUGAUAGCGGCAUUAUCUGCUUCCAGAAAUUGUUUUAUAAGAAAAUUCAAGUACUCGUUAGUCCUCUAAUAAUAAAAACUUUUACCAGUUUCCGAUGAUUUUUCUUUGCAAAAAUAACGUGCAAUUGUUUUUUGGACAUGUUUUUAGUUCCAAAUAAAUUUUGAAGCGACACAAAUCAUUUUUAAUUUAUUGGGAGCUUUCGGAGAGUUGCGUACUACGCCAAAACUAAGCUAACCUAGGGACAAAAAAUUUUGCGAUACGAGAGUUCUAAUGGCGAUUUCGCUUGAACCUGAAACUGAGUCAGUUCCUAACCCCAACCGCUGUCAGUUCAUACAUUUUGACAGCGGUUGGGGUUAGGAACUGACUCAGUUUCGCCUCAAACAAAAACCACAUAAGUAAAUGUAAUGCUCCUCCCAAAUGUAUUUGACGUAUUAAAACGAUCAGAAAUUCACUUGCAAAUCAGAGUGGGCUGGAUGUUGUUGGGUCGAAUCAAAACUUGUCGAAAGUAAACAAAGUUCAUUCGGUAGCAUCGAACUGGCGCCCAGGUGGCGAAAUCGUUAGAGUUCAACGGGGUACUGGAGCGUUGGUGGUGGAAACAAAAUAAAAUUGACAACGCUAGCAAAAUGUAAACACAAAUGAACACUCCGGAUGAAUCUAUCGUCAAUUGACAUUUCGACGAGUUUUGAUUCGAGCCAAUAAUAUGGGCCCGAUUUCUGACAGCUCAUUUGCAACCGCAGGUGCAAAGUCAAACCAAAGGAGUUUGUUUUGUUUUCCUCAUGUGAUUCCUAACCUCCACCGGUUUUGAAAGCGCAAUUUUUUUGUUUUUCUUACGAAAUAAUUUCUUUUUUUUACAACAGGAAUAGAAAGAUCACUUUAGUGAGCAGAUGCCCGGUUAAACCAUUCGGAAUGUGAUUUGGAAUCCUGAAUGGAGUCAGUAUGGAUUCCAACUGAAACGCAACAACCGAUGCUGAGUCGGAAUCGGUUGUUGCUUUUGAUUUGGAAUCCAUACCGACUCCAUUCAGAAAUCCGAACCGGUACCGGAAUGAGUUUAACUGGACGAUAGCUUCUUCCAGUGAGUGUCUCAGUGAUCCCAGCUCAGCACGCCACUCAACAAAAUUUUUCAGCCCAAUGCGGGACGUAUGUGGCUGUGACAUAUAGGUCCAAAGUAAAAUGAUUCGGCCCAACAAAGAACGUCGGCUGGGCAUGUUUUUGUUGGAGCUUUCGUCAUCUGAUCCGAAAUAUUCUAGUAGUUGUUAACUCGAAAAUAUGUGUUUGCUGCUUGGUUUCUUAACAAAAAUCUGUCAUCUGUGUACACAGAUGCGGUGAUGGAAAUCUUGGAAAAAAUACUGAAAAUACUGUAACCCUUGGACCAGGUCGUUUCUUCCAAUUGAUUAAUUGUUUGUUCUUUUGCCCACAAUAACUACACUAGUAGACCAUCGAGUCAAAUGAACAUAUGGGUCAAAUAUGAUAUAGUUCAAAAAAUCACCACUAGGCGGUGAUUCAAAUUGUCACUGGUAGUUUUGUGCCAGCCCUCUAUCAUGGACGGUAUCUCUGUACAACCAACAUCGCUGUCAUAAAAAUAAAACAAUUUUAAUCGAUAGAAUCAAAUACAAGCUGCAAAACGUCGUUUGGAAUACUUGAAUAUCGUGCAAUACGCCAAAUAAUAGUUUGUUCGGGGCUUUAUCUAAGAGUAGAGAAGACACGCGAUUGUCUAUUUGAUUGAGUCCUAACCUCAAUAUUGAAUUGUUCGUGAUUGGUCGUGAUUUCUGGAUAAAGACUCGACACGUCAAUCGUUUGUUUACCAUUUAUCUGUCAGUGUCAUUCCAAUCGAGCACGAGACCUGUCAAUGGCCCUCGUUCCAGAAGGAUUCGAAGCGAUUUUCUUCAGAUUGCGGGCUUUUGACAGGUCUCGUGCUCGAUUGGAAUGACACUGAUAAAAAAUAAGAAUAAGAUAGAGUUGGCGAGUCUUUAUCCAGAGGGAUUCAGCGUCUUUAGUCAAGAACGUUCAUAAUAUUUACAAACGAGACGAAAAACAUGAACUCAAUUGCCAACAAUAUUCGUGUCAUUUGUUUCGGAUUCGCCCGAAACUGAGUUAAAUUCUAACCGAGGAAUUGGCCGAAUUCGAUCAUCAUUCCCGGGGAUAAACGGUUUCCAACAUAAAUUUUUGGUUUUGUCAAACUGCAAAUGGCGUGAAUAUCAAUGAAUGGAACAUUUCAAGCUGUAAUCAUCUGAGCUAAAAUGCUCGAAAAAUGUUCAACGAGUAAACAAGCUGUGUUAGAAUUUAAAAGCAAUUCGAACCAAGUUUCUUUUACUGGGUAGAAUCGAAUAUUUUCUAUGUCGUAGUAAACAAGCUCUCUCAACUGUCAGAAAAGUGAGGUUAUACAUUUUUAUGCAAUUUUCUAUUAUUAUAUUCUAUUAUUAUAUUAUUAUAUUUUCUAUUAUCUGUUAUACCAGAUAUUCUAUUAUACGGGAUAAGAUAUUUACGGUAUGUACAUAGGUAACGCGAGCGUUUUGGUGUUAUGAUUGAGGUGAUCGACAUGGCGUAAAUACUCCAUCGCUUUCCUAAAAGCAGAUCAGGAAAAAAACAAGAUUGACUAAAAUAAAAUCUGUGUCUGCAAGUUAAUACUUUCAAACCUUUUUAGGUUUUCAGAUGGUACGCCGUUAUUUGACAUCUAGGAAACAAACAGUUCCCGAUCAAACCAUUCGGAAUUUGAUUUGGAAUUCUGAAUAGCCCGACUCAAUCGGUUUCGGAAACGGUUCUUGCAUUUGAGCUGGAAUCCCACUUUUUAUCAUUAUGGGUAGGGGAAUGAUAGUUUCUGGCAUUAAUGAUAUAGGACAGUCGUUUUAUUUUAUUUGUUUCAUGAUAAAUAUUACAUGUUUUGGUAUUAUAGCUAACGAAUAAUGCUCAUUUCGAGUGGUAUAGCUACCGCUCAGGAAAAUAUCGAAUAAACGGGUUUUAAUAAGCAUUAUCAGAAGCGCGCGUUUUGGGCGAAACGAUAGUCUGGCCGCCGCGUGCAACUUGGGAUCAAGACGGUGAAGGUGGUUGGCUGGUGGGCGUUACUGCUUUCACCCCGGUUCAAUCCCUGCCGAGAUCGUUGGAAUGUUUCAAUGGGAAAAAUUGCUGAUCCGUCGGAUGGGAACGAGGAAAGUAAAGUUGGUAAUCUUAGCCGGUGUACUGAUAGCCAGGAAUAAGGUCCAGACGGUAGCGAUGGCUAACUGGAGUCGCACAGUGGAACCAAUCCAAAAAACUGGGACGAAACCAUUAAUUGUAGCCUUUGGAUGCCGUUUUAGAGCCACAAUUUAUUCACAGAAUAUGUUCACAAUGUUAUGCUACAACGACGAAAAAAAUGAUUAGGCUUCAGUAGAUGGUGCGGAAGAAAGUUAACCGAAAAUAAGAAUAAAAAAAAAUUUGGAUUGCCAAGAGUUGAAUAUUGAAAAAUGAUUUGCCACUCCCAUUUACCGAUUAUCGGAUAAAUAUCCCACGUUAUGUUGCCUCCUCGGUUCCCACGUUAUGUUGCCUCCUGGUAAUAAGUAGUCUUUUUCAAUACUGACAAAUUUCUGAUUUUUGUGGGUAACGUAACUUCAGAAUAAUUGUUAUAUUCCGUUCUGUUUAGCAUGAAUUCGUAUUUUAUCCGCCAAUUUUUGAAAAUAAAGUUUUCUAUCAAAUCGAGUACUGCUGAAAAAUUCGAAUAAAAUAUAACAAAUCUUUCCGACCUCAACCCAAAUUUGCUCGAAUUCCAACCAAUUUGAUGUAACUGGCAACUUUGUCACUCUAUGUUCGAAUCAACAAAUUACACGCAUUUUUUUUUUGAAAAGGGCCAAUAAGCAUGCUGUCAAAAUCCAUUUUGGGAGGAAAUUCUAGAAAAACGAAUAAUCGCCGAUUAUAAAUCACAGCAGCAAACGAAAGAGAAAACUUUUCUCUUUCAUGAAACGUUAACAUCCAGUCUCGACGAAUUACGGUUUGUCUGGAGUUUUCUCUCAAAGUGAAUUUUGACAGUAUGCUUAUUGGCCAUUUACAAAAAACACGCGAGUUUACAAAAAACGUUUAAUGUAUGUUUUUGUUUUUAUUAUUGUCGCGCUUAUAAUAAAAUCUCACAUUGCGGGCGUCUGAAAGGCGCAUCAAAUAUAGCCGCAGUUGCUCCGCAAGCAGAUUUCAGUGGAGCUUUAUUUUUCUGCCAGCUGUGUGCUUUUCGAAAGCUUCAAGGAAAAAGCUGCCUAUACAUUUAUAUAGGCGGCUGUCACGCGCCUAUCUCAAUUGAGCUUUCAUAUAAUCGCAUAUCGAGCGAUUAUCCUGCAAGGCACAAUAAAGACGCUGAAUCCCUCUGUAUCAACGAUGCCAGAUGGGAAGACAUGUUUUCAUUUUGAAGACAUUUUAAAGGUUGUGAAGACGGGUGUAUCAUUUUGAAGACAACUUUUUUCGGAUGUAGACUGAUUUCUGGCACAAUUCCGGCUCAAAAUCAAAAACUGAUUCGGAACCUUGUUCGGUGACGACAAAUGAAGACAUUUGUUUAUGAAAUGUGAAGACAUUUGAAUAAUAUACCUAGUAUCUCUGCUCUGGAUAAAGACUCGCCAUCGCAUCUUUUUCUUAUUAUUUAUCUGUAAGUCUCAUUCCAAUCGAGCACGAGACUUGUCAAAGCAUUCAAACCGAAGAAAAUCGCUUCGAGUCCUUCUGAAACGAGGUUCAUUGAGAGGCCUCGUGCUCGAUUGGAAUGACACUGACAGAUAAAUGGUAAACAAACGAUAGACGUGUCGAGUCUUUAUCCAGCGAGAUUCAGUGUCGUUAGUUUCGAUUUGUUCCUGCAGUUUAGAGUUGAUGUUUAUAGAGAUACACGAAGACUGAAGCCGAAAGUUCCAAUCUAACCCAUAUACAUACUUCAUAUACAUACAUACUAAUCAAUUUUCAUGAUGCAAAUAAUAUACGAGUAAAUUUAAACACAUUGAUAAUUACAAAGCCAUUGACCGACUGUUUGAUCCCUCAUUUUAUAUAGCUGGUAGAUGCAAAGUCUGAAAAUUAUAAACAUAUCGACUCGUUUUCUUCUAAUAUCGCGACAUUCGUCAUAAAUAUUAAUGGCAUCAGCAUUGUGGCAAUAUUGCUAUUACUCGUCAACUGCAUUCUCUAAUAUAUCCUCUCUAGGGCAACGAAAGACCUGUAGACAGGCUCAGUGACAUAAAUCAAUGCGUUCCGAAUUGCUCGAUUGAGUAUUUUGCAUAAUAUUUCGAAAAAAGAAUUCGUCAAGCAUUCAUUAAAACUACAUAAGUCAUUCGUUGUUUACAUAAUAUUCCUGGUUGCCAAAACUAGCAGGCAAAAUAACUUUGUAAACCGUGCAGCCAAAUUUGCGGUUCUUCUCUCCGCGUGUCUUUAUAUUUAAAGCAUCGUCUUUGCUGCAGUAGCAGGAAAUGUUUUGAUUUCUUCGAGCACUGAAACUGUCAAAACGUAAAUUUUGAGCAGUUCAUUCUCAAGCUUUGUUGGAAAUGUCAAACCAUUCCGAAUUACUCAGAACCAUUAAACAUAGGAUAAUUUUGUCAAAAAAAAUCACAGAGUUCGGGUCCCCUCGAGGUAACUCGCGUCUAAGAAAUUCCGAUUCGUAAAUAUCUCGAACCGAUGUAGGAUUCGAAAUAGGAAGACACUUAAACAAUCAUUUCGCUCUUCACUGAAUUAAGCUAACCAAAUGAUAAGAAUAGAGCAGAAAAUCGAUUUCAAUAUCUAUUUUAAAUAGAGCGAACUGUCUAGAAACGAACCUAUUUUCUGUCCCUAAACUACAAGGACGAAGGUAGCGUAGAACAAACCUUACACAGAAAGUGAGCUCAUGGUCAGUGUACUAAAAAUAAAAUUAAUCGCACUCCGGCAAUUAGUGGUGACGAUAACGACAGUACCGUCAGUAAUUAGCAACAGAAAAAAAAGUGAAGAUGAACAAAGCAAAUUGUUUGAGUUCCCCCGUCACGCGCGAGUAGUAAUAGUAAAUGUACGAGGCUCCGAGGACGAAACGGUGCUCAUGACACACCCCGAGAAAUCCAUAAAAUGUUACCAUAAAAGGGCAAACAUACUCGGUACUCGUACUAACCACCGCGCGUUUCCAUUGAAGAUUUUUUUUCAAUGGACACACGUGGAAUGAAAUCGAACAAUUAUUUAAUUAACGAAUCGCGCGGACCUGUGUGUCAUAGGUAAUCCAUGUAAGUGAUAAUUUGCAUAGAAAUAGUAACAUUUCGUCACCCAUCCAGCAUUGGGCUCAUCUUGCAGCCAAACAUAAAACGAAGUGUAGCAAGUGCAUAAACUGAACGCGUUAAGUGACAGCUAUAGCGCCAGAACCCACACCUCGGAUUAUAUGCAUAAAAAAGUAUAGCAAGCCACAGAAAAUAACUCAUAUAACAAACAAACAAACAAAAUUAAAAACAAACACAUCAUCCGUCUACAUUUUUAUCGUCGUCGCCGUCAGGGCAAUCAGCGCUUUUUGCGGACAGAAUUAUUUUCGACAGAGACCACUUUGCAAAGUAAAUUAAAAGUUGCGGUUCCAUUUUCCUGCAAUAUUUUUUUUUUUUGGAGUACACUCACAUACACGGUAGCAAUCAGGUCGCAGCUUUUGAGCCCUCAUCCAAGCAACAAGGCAGGAAAUUAAUGCAUCAAAACACGCCGCUAAAUAGUAGGUCAGUCGUCAGUCGGCUUAGGUCUAAAACAAAACAAAAAAUGGCCCGUCCAUUUUUGUAUAGGUCAUUUGUUCGCUUUACAUCAACUUGUCAGAGAUAUAGAUUUUUUGCUAUGUUGCGCCGAACAGAUAAGGAAACAAAACAGUAAAUCACACGGAAACCGUAGUCCUUUUUUGUGCUUGUCGCUUUUUAGACGAAAUUUUUCCAUCAAAUUAGAAAAGUUGAGAUAGCAGUCGAGGAAGGGUAGAGGAAGGCAAUUCCAGCUCGCCAUUUUGUGCUGUAUUUAGCAGUGUGAUAAAGAAUUAACUAAAACAGCAAACAGAAAACCGCGCCAGUGUAGAUUUUUUGUAUACGAUCAUGCGAAAAGCACUGCAGGUUAAAACGAAUCCAUGUCAAUAGAGAAAGGUAAGUCUUUACAAAAAAAAAACAAAACAAAUUUCACAAAAAAUAACUCAUAAGAAAAAAAAAUUACUCCAUCUUGCUGAUUAGUUACAGGGAAAUUGUUCCCAAAACGGGACAAAGGAAUUAGUUGAGUUCUCACUUCACAAGAGCAGUGUUGCCAGCCAAUGGCUGGUGAGGGGAAAGUCCGGAGAAACCUGGAGAAACCAUUACUCGUCAACCACAGCUGUUGAUAGUAAACAAAGGGGAGGAGCUUUCUCUUUCGUUAAUAGCUGCGAACUACGUUUGUCCAAUGGGACAUUGCAAGAUGACAUGAGUAAAAAUGCUCGAAAACAUGACAAUUCAGCGAUAUAGUUUACAGGGUGUUAGAAUACGAACUGAGUUUCUUGUGCGGGGUGAAAUCAAAAAUUAUCUAAAUCCAUGUACACGCUUCUGAGUUGUCAGAAAAGUGAGGUUACACAAUUUCAUGUAAUGUUCUAUAAUGAUUUCUCCGGAGUUUUCACUCAAAUCGAAUUUUGUCAGUUGAUUUUCAUACUUUAUGGGAUUUCUUUACCCACGCGUUAAUGAAACAAUCGUUUCGAAGUUAUUCGAGGUUUUUACAUACAAGUCGAGGAUGGUAUCUACCAAUAAAACGAUUAGUUAAAUUCCAAAUCAAUCCCGGUAGCACUGCCCUUGUGAAAAGCACAAAAAUAAUUCCAAUUCAGAAAAUUCAUCGUGAUAUUUCAGCAACAUCCAUUUCCAUUUAACCCCGAAAAUAAUCGUUUAUAAACUAUAAACAUAAUUUUAGUUCACCGUUCACUCACCCGCACCAUCACGAAGCAGCCGUUAGUUAGGAAACCCAAUUCAUCGGAAAAUAAAAUUCACUCAAGCAAACAAAAUAAAACUCAUGAAUCGUGAACCACAGAGCAAUAGAAAUAAACUCAAACUCAAACAAAAAUGCUCGCCACCAUCGCACGGAACGGGUCCACUAUAAGGAUAGGCCACCUGGUCGGCCCAGUCGAAAUACCAGCUCGGAACGGGAUUUGCUUUUGUUGUUGUUUUAGGUUUUCGUUUCGAAAGCUGAGCGCCUAGCGAUAAUUUCGGUGGCAAAAGCAGCAGAUGGCGGUGUAAAAACAAAAAACGAACGAACAAUAUUUUAAACAAUUACUAAAGUACUAACACAUUUGCUAGAACUCAACACUUAUCUUAAACGAGACCCCGAGGACGUGUCGUCUUGGUGGGAGGGGUGAAGGCGGUCGGUAAACAAAAGAAACAAACUCUAUUUAAAGGCAAACAAGUCGCAUUUACGUGUUACUUAAAAACGAAGAUUAAAGCAAAAAACACACACACACACUCACACAAAAUUUAACCUGUUGUUCGUCACUAGUGUUAAAAUUGUAUUGCAAAACAAAGCAAGCGAUGGCAGGAAAGGUAUUCAGAACGGAAAUGCAGCGCAUGACAGAUUGAUUGUUUCUCGCUUUGUGAUAUAUGGUAAAAAAAAUAAUUGUUUUGUCAGGUUUAGCAAGAGGAUGUAGUGAUUGGAUAAAUCAAAAAUGCAAGCGAUAAUUGGUAAACUAUCGGUUAUUGGGUCGGCGGUAAUUGAAAGCGAAAUUCAAAGAGUGCGGAAUGCUAUGUUUGAUCAGUUGAGACUCAGUGCAGUUGGUUUUCGAAUAAUACGAUCUAAUGCUUACACGACCCAUACUGUCUAACUGUUGCAAAUGUAUUACCCGAAACAGAAAGAUCUCAUAACCUAUUCGUUGAUGUUAGUUUCGCCAUAUAGUGAUUGAGUGUCACAGUGGAAGCGUUUUAUGUGUAGCGGUUUUUAUUUCGGAACCAGUCUCAUUCACGGAUGGCUGAUUUUUUGGAAGUUUGUACUGGAAUCGAACAGUGAAGCGUAGGGAAGGUAAAAUGCAGGAUUCUGGUUUGUGAUUAAAAACCAUUUUUAUGAAAUUUUAUAGAACUUUAUUACUAGUUGUACGAGAUUUGAUUCUUAUAGAAGGUUAAACCAAUUUAAAAUAGGAUUCAACGAAUUGGCACACCCGGUGUUUGGAUUUGGUUUCCCAUACGUAUAAUUUCUACUUUAAAGAACAAAAUACUAAUCGAAAUUGCUUGAAUUUAUGACAACGCUCGAGAAUUGUACUAUUUGUACGGUAAUUGUGAAACGAUGUUCAGCGUCAAUAAGGUGAAAAAUAUACACAUUUAAUCAGGAAGUCACUUUUAGUUACUUCAAUAAUUUAUAUGCUACUACUAUUAAUUACCAAAAAUGGAAAAUAACAAUAAAAAUCGCUGAAAUAAAGAUAGAUUUUAAAGUCAAUAACUCUA
Molecule: messenger RNA, 13375 nt
Organism: Topomyia yanbarensis
Lineage: Eukaryota; Metazoa; Arthropoda; Insecta; Diptera; Culicidae
Product: diacylglycerol kinase kappa-like
Exons: 3
Coding region: 1108-1716 (202 amino acids)
Biological process (GO): negative regulation of centriole replication
Molecular function (GO): microtubule binding
Source: RefSeq, a predicted model, not a curated record